This is a messenger RNA of Amphimedon queenslandica, 2513 nucleotides long. RefSeq lists its product as uncharacterized. Gene Ontology annotation, biological process: establishment or maintenance of epithelial cell apical/basal polarity; establishment of cell polarity; microtubule cytoskeleton organization. Lineage: Eukaryota; Metazoa; Porifera; Demospongiae; Haplosclerida; Niphatidae. The transcript has 15 exons. Gene Ontology annotation, cellular component: cell cortex; apical plasma membrane; apical junction complex. The record is from RefSeq and is a predicted model, not a curated record. Bases 200 to 2344 code for a protein of 714 amino acids. Gene Ontology annotation, molecular function: protein binding; phosphatidylinositol binding.
CACUAUUCCUCUCUCUCUCUAGGUUGAUGAUGUAUCAGUUAAAGGUUUUCUUCAAUCCGACGUCGUUAGAUUAUUACGUUUGUCAGGGAGCUCAGUUAAACUGGUCAUAUCACGUCAAGAAGUUGUAGAGUCACAGCAAGACGAGUUUCUUGAUUCUUCCGAGUCUCCUGUUGUGUCUUCAUCAGCUAAUAAAGUAGUGAUGGCGUUUGAUAUUCAUCUUGAUAAUGGCUUGGCUGGUCUUGGAGUCACAGUUCAUGGGAGAUGCAGUAGCAGCAGGAGACAGCAGUCCAGCGAUAUGGGGAUUUAUAUCAAGUCAAUUGUACCUGGAGGAGCUGCUGCUAAAGAUGGUCGUUUGAAGAUCAAUGAUCAGUUGAUCUCAGUCAACUCUCAGUCAGUGACUAACAUGAGCAACAGGGACGCAAUGGAAGCACUUAAGAAAGAGCUGAGACAAGCAGAGCCCGACACAAAAAUAUCAAGCAUUAAAUUGACUAUAGGACGUACAACUGGUCCCAAUAGUAGGAAGCACCAGUCAGGAGGAGCUAGCUAUACAUCACAGAUGCCAGCACUACAAGAAGAGGAGAGACCACCGCCUGAUGGAGGGCAGACCAAUGAGAUUGGUAUUGACUGCCCUGAUGACGUAAAGGUCAGUGCUGUGUUGUCACAAGAGUUAGACCUUGGGGAGUCAUUUGACAACCAGUCGGGAGCUGUUCAUGAUGAUUUAAUGUUAUCCCGUAGUUCCAACGGUUCCCUCAGCAGCAGUAAUGGUGGAUGUAGAUUUGAUUCUUCUCUUGAAUACCCUGGCUCUAAUUAUUACCAGCCGAUGACAACAGCUGGGAGCAGUACCGCUACUAAUAAUUACGAGCUGGAAGUUGGAGGAGGAGGAGGAGCAAGGGGCUCAGAAUAUGUUCCUGAAACCAGUCAUUCAAGAUCCGGCCCUUCGUCUCAAAUAAAAACGACAGGAGGUGGAGGGGGGAAUUCUUACAGCUACAGGGAGAAUUCUCUUGAUCGAGCCAUGCUUAAGAAGAAGCAGCCGUUAGCCCAGAAGCUCUCCGGGGGCUGGUUGAGCACUGGAGGAGAAGGAAAUGAACCACUUCAUAAACUGAGACAUAACUCACCGAUGAGACAAGACUCACUAUCUCCUACUAAUGAAAGGUCUCCCUGGCCCAUGUCAAGUGGUCCUGAUCGUUCUAAGAACUCUCACUCUCCCUCUUCCUCCUCUCUCUCCGCUUACCCUCGCUCCGCCAGCGUCCACAGUGAGCUCUCAGCCUCGGGCAGUUUCAAGUCGCAUCAUGUAUCCCACCACACCCUCUCCUUCUCUUCUCACGCUCACGACAACUCAAAGUAUAGCAGCUCAGGAAACCUCUCUUCCUCACAACGUAGCUCUAGGGACAGCAGUAAUGGCUUUAGGAGAAUCGCAUCCCCUCCAUAUGAUACACUAAAACCAGCCGGUAAAGGGAGCAACAGAAGUGCUGAUCAUCACAUUGAGUCUCAUACCCUCCCAAGAAUGACCAGCAGUGGCAAGUACACCAUCAAUGAAAGAGAUCCCAGUGCAUAUAAUGACUGUACAAGCCUGGCCUCCUUUUCAUCGGACACUGACAUUGGGAACUUUCAAAGAGAUGAUGCUGCCAGGAGAUCGAUACCUAAAAAUUCAGCUAAACCUCAGCCGAACCUCAAACAUGUUCCAUUGGCUAAUGUUGUCCCAUUGGUGGAUGGUGAGGGCUCACCCAGCCCUCCUCCUCUUUAUAGAGUAGGAUCUGACAGUGACAUUACAACUGCUUUCUCCACCUACAACAAUCAGUCCGGGAUGCUGGACGGAGUUGAAGUUGGUCCUAAUCUAAGGAUGGUGAAGAGUAGCUCAUUGGAGUCCCUGCAGACAGUUAUGCAUCACACUAUUAAUGCUGAUGGUGCUAGAGGAUUACGGAGUCGUGGCAGCACUAGAAACUCAUUCAGGAGAGCUGUAGAUCGCUCAUAUGCUGAUGAACAUAAUGAUAAUUCAAACACAGUCAUCAGUUUAACCAAAAGCCCAAAGAAGAAAUUGUCCAGAAAGAGUUUGAUUGACAUAUUAAAGCCAAAGAAAUCAUCGAAAUCCAAGAAAGUAAAAAAGUCUCGUUCUCGCACGAUGAGCUCCAUUGACAUUGACCUCUCUGAGGACAGCAUGGACAAUCUGGCAAAAGAGUUUGGGAUAUCAAUGGAUACCAUAAAACGAAUGCAGAGUCACUCGGGUAAACUGGAGGGAGAUGAUGAGAGAGGAGCAGCUGCCAUUGAGAGAGAGAGGAGGAGGACUACGGCCAUUGAGAGAAGAGACGAUCAUUUAUUUGCAUCACAUAACACAAGAGCUUUAUAGUCUUGAUUUGUUGUUGUUUUUUGUUUUUGUUUUUAUUUUUUAAUCAGGCACAUAAAUAUUUAUAAUUGACACAAAAAUUAUUUUUAACUCUUGUUUUUUUUUUGUUGUUGUUAAUGUUGGUUUGAUAUGUUGUUUUGGCAGAGAUUUUUAAUAAAAAAUAACAUUUUAA